Molecule: messenger RNA, 506 nt
Organism: Rhagoletis pomonella (apple maggot)
Lineage: Eukaryota; Metazoa; Arthropoda; Insecta; Diptera; Tephritidae
Exons: 2
Coding region: 42-506 (154 amino acids)
Source: RefSeq, a predicted model, not a curated record
GAUUCAUUUAUUUUGUCACAUAAUUGUGUGUAUUCAAAACAAUGUCGCGUCCACGGUUUUUGACCUUUGAGGAACUAGUGAAUGAAGUACUGGAUGAGAGUGAAGAGGAUGAAGAUGUUUCCGAUCCUGAAACUGAAAUUGAAAGCAGUUCGUCUGAAAGCUGCUUACCUGAACCGGAUGACAUUAUUGGCAGUACUUCAGAAGCUGAUCCAAUGUAUAUAGCAAAAGAUGGUACUACUUGGCGUAGCGAGCCUUACGCCACUGGUCGAUUGGGGAGAGAAAAUAUCAUAAAUUUACGCCCAGGUGUAACAAGAUUUGCAUCCAGCCGGGUGAACAAUAUUCGGGAUUCAUUCCUACUACUUUUUCCGCCGUCACUAUCAAAAAUUGUUAUUGAUAACUCAAACUACUACGGAAAGUAUAUACAUGGGUCUAACCAUAUCGAAAUUUACGAGGAUUUAUUUCAUGCCUACUUGGCCGUAUUAUUGCUGGCCGGUGUAAAUAAGUAA